GCCACUCCGCUCACAUCAGAGCACCCGGGGAUUCCCUCCCCCACUAGAAGAAAGAAAAGAGUACCAGGUGGGCGGGCCAUCUGGCGUGAGAAAACUAACGCGCACAGGUUCGCGGUCUCUCUCGGCUGCCCCCUCGCUUCCUCCUCCUCUUCCUGUCCUCGUGAUCGUCCCCCCAUUCUCUCCAGCUCCGGAUAAGCGCCAGCGGUCGGGGGUAUGUGCCGCCGCCUCCCUCCGCCCCAUCCGCGUCUCGAGCACCGAGGUGGAUCUGAGCAGUUUCUUGCAGGCACGGCGAGCUAGCAGCUAGCACCUCCGUCUGCCCGCUCGACGUUCGGUGGCCGUGUCCACCUCCACUCCGCCGCACCGCUCAAUAGCGGCUCUCGUCCACCUGCGCCGCCGCUGGUCCCCCUCGAAAGCUCGCCGCCGCCGGCGUCAACAGUCAUCACCACCCGUCAGGCCCGCGGGCAGAGGCUGCCGGAAAAGGAACAGAGCAAGUGGGUCGCGCUUUGCUUUGCGGGAUUCUCCGGAACACUCCCAAGCAGGUGCUUUAAAGAUGCAGUCAUCUAUGAUGGCACUCUUCCCUAACAUUGCUACAGCAAAGCUGGAGCUGCAUUCCCUGUACAGGAAAUAUGUAGAUAUGUUUGGUACAUCAUCAAACAAUUCUACGGUUGGCGGCCACAUCACCCGCAACAUGUCGCACCUUCCUGUUCUGCUGAUAGACCGUACCUUUUUCAGUACUGGUACCGCAAUUCGGAGUAUUGCCAUCAGCUAUGGAGCUCUUAUUCUAAGGUGGUUACUAAGCAAAACUUCUGUUGUACAGCGCACAUUGAUUUCUCGUGCUAUAAGAUCACUAUCGUGUUGGUGUGGCUCUUUGCCAUUCUUUGUCGGCAUUGAUGUUCUGAUGGCCAGGCUCUGUGAUUGCACUAUGAUCCACAACCAUCUUUAUGGCCGGCAAUUCAUCCUUGGAAAUAAUCCUAACCUCCAGGGAGAAUCAGCAAUUACCAUGGAGAAUAAUGAGUUGUGCAAUGAACAGCCCUCCUUGUCAAGUUUAUUCGGGCACAAGGAAGACUAUGUCCGCCUAGCACUUCAAUUUAUAUGCUACCCUGCAAGUCUGAAGGUUGUAGACGUAACAGAAAAGAAGCUCAGCUUUAACAGGCAGCGCCUACGGAAUGGUUACUACGCAAGUGCAUUUUGGAGGAUCAUGGCGAGGAAUGAGCAAUACUUGGCAUACAUGAUGGUGCUGGUGGCGUUGCAACUCUUCCUGCGGAUAACCAGAGUGAAUGUUACCACUCUGUUCUUGCCGAUGCUGUCCCGAGCCACAAGUUCCAGGAGCAGCCCAGCAGUGAUUGGUAACAUUGUGCUGGUUUUGGUGAACUCCUGUGGCGUUCUUGGAUCUGCCCUUGCAACAAAACAGUAUGGCAGGGAGGUGACGUUCACCAUGGGUGCUGUUCUGAUGGUAUUUUGCCAGGUGGCAAUCCCAUUGAUCCUGGAGGUUCAGAUCGGAGUAGGCGGUGGAACUCGCAUGCCGACGGGUUACACGACGGCCAUGUUCGCACUGACUUGUGUUGUCUCCUGCGGCCUCAGCUGGUCGUGGGGUUCAUUCUUCUGGGCCAUCCCUGGUAGGAAGGUUCACCCGGCUGGACAGGUUUUAACCAUGGUUCUGAACUUUGGCGUCUGCUUCGCCCAGAUGCAAUACUUCCUGCUGAUGCUGUGCAGGCUGAAGAACGCUAUCCUUGCAUACUAUGCAAUGUGGAUCUGGUCAUGAUCUAAUGAUUGAAGAUAAGCUUAGAAAGAUGGCUACAUGAGUGUGUGUGUUUUAACACAGGCUAUUUGAGAAGGUAGUUUGGUGGAUGUAAAUAUGAUGUUUUGGCUUUCUUUUUCUCGGCCUGCUCUGUACAGUUUUCUCGUUUUGGUGCUAUUUCUGUUGGAUUCGCGCGUAUUGUAACUGCUGGUGAAGGUUCCACCUUAUGUUAGUUGCUGUUCUACAAUCCUGAAGUAAGAUGCUCAGCGAAGCAGUUCUGGAU
Panicum hallii is the source of this 2021-nucleotide messenger RNA. RefSeq names its product sugar transport protein MST1-like. The coding region runs from base 551 to 1762 and encodes 403 amino acids. Gene Ontology annotation, molecular function: carbohydrate transmembrane transporter activity. The record is from RefSeq and is a predicted model, not a curated record. The transcript has 4 exons. NCBI's taxonomy places the organism in Eukaryota, Viridiplantae, Streptophyta, Magnoliopsida, Poales, Poaceae.